AUGUCAGAAGAAGUGCCUAUUGAAGAACAGCAAAAGCCCCAAGAGUCACAAGUGGAUUCAAAUGAGAUGGAGACUUCACAACAAGAUAUAAAGGAACCUAGCAAUAGCCAAGGAAAUACAAAUAAUGAUGAAUCAAAUACAGAGAAAUCACGUAUGGAAGAGAUGGAGAGGGAAGCUGCUAGAUUACGAGAACUUCAUUCUCAAUUAAGCAAUGAUUCGAAUAAUGAUCCUUCCGAAGAAGAAAGACGAGACAUUGAUUCUCGUUCUGUCUAUAUUGGUAAUGUGGAUUAUGGCUCUACUCCUCUAGAAUUACAACAACAUUUUUCAAGCAGUGGAGUCGUUAACAGAGUCACAAUACCAUUGAACAAAUUUACAGGACAGCCUAAAGGAUUUGCAUAUUUGGAAUUUGCAGAUGUUGAUGGAGUCAAUAAAGCAGUAGCAACGUUGGACGGUUCUACCUUCAGAGAUCGUGAAUUGAAGGUUUGUGCUAAGAGGACAAAUGUCCCAGGGAUGAGUUCUACGAAUAGAGGUGGUGGCUUUCCAAGAGGUGGUUUUAGAGGUAGAGGUGGUUUUAGAGGUGGGUUUAGAGGAAGAGGUCCAAGAGGAAGAGGUGGAAGCAGAGGCGGAAACAGAUUUACGCCGUACUAG
Molecule: messenger RNA, 648 nt
Organism: Debaryomyces fabryi
Lineage: Eukaryota; Fungi; Ascomycota; Pichiomycetes; Serinales; Debaryomycetaceae
Exons: 1
Coding region: 1-648 (215 amino acids)
Molecular function (GO): RNA binding
Source: RefSeq, a predicted model, not a curated record